GGCUCUAUACUUUGCUUAACCCUGGGAAGUGGUCAUCAGCCUUUGACCUCAGCCCUCCCCUCCUGACCACAUCCAUCCCCCACCCCAGCCUCCAGGACUCAGAUUUGGAGCGCAGAGCCCGUGUGAGAGGGAUUGACUGCUCGGGCAGCGCGACCUCCGUCUGCCAGCCCCGGAGAUCAGCGACCAUGUUUUCCAGCGCUUCGGGGAAAAGGCAGCUGUGUCUUCUCUCUGUGCUGCUCCUCGGCCUCUGGGGUCCUAUGGUCUGUCAGGGGAGCCCGGUGGAAGACAUCUGCUUGGCGAAGCCGAGGGAUGUUCCCGUGAACCCCAUGUGCAUUUACCGCGUCCCGGACAAGAAAGCAACUGGGGAGGAGGGUGCAGAGCCAAAGAUCCCUGAGGCCACCAACCGCCGGGUCUGGGAACUGUCAAAGGCCAAUUCCCGCUUUGCCACCACCUUCUACCAGCACCUGGCCAACUCCAAGAAUGCCAAGGACAACAUCUUCCUGUCGCCCCUGAGUAUCUCCACGGCUUUCGCUAUGACCAAGCUGGGCGCCUGUAAUGACACCCUCAAGCAGCUGAUGGAGGUUUUUAAGUUCGAUACCAUUUCCGAGAAAACAUCUGAUCAGAUCCACUUCUUCUUUGCCAAACUCAACUGUCGACUCUAUCGAAAAGCCAACAAAUCCUCCAAGUUAGUAUCGGCCAACCGCCUUUUUGGAGACAAAUCCCUGACCUUCAAUGAGACCUACCAGGACAUCAGCGAGGUGGUCUAUGGUGCCAAGCUCCAGCCCCUAGACUUCAAGGCAAAAGCAGAGCAGUCGAGAGAGACCAUCAACAAAUGGGUAGCCAACAAGACGGAAGGCAGGAUCACCAACGUCAUUCCCCAGGGAACCAUUGACGAAUUCACUGUUCUGGUGCUGGUUAACACCAUUUACUUCAAGGGCCUGUGGAAGUCGAAGUUCAGCCCUGACAACACAAGGGAGGAGCUCUUCCACAAGGCCAGCGAAGAGACAUGCUCAGCAUCUAUGAUGUACCAGGAAGGCAAGUUCCGGUACCGGCGUGUGGCAGAAGGUACCCAGGUGCUGGAGUUGCCCUUUAAGGGUGAUGACAUCACCAUGGUGCUCAUCCUGCCCAGUCCUGAGAAAAGCCUGGCCAAGGUAGAGCAGGAGCUCAGCCUGGAGGUGCUGCAGGAGUGGCUGGACGAGCUGGUAGAGACCAUGCUGGUGGUCCAUGUGCCCCGCUUCCGCCUGGAGGACAGCUUCAGUUUGAAGGAGCGUCUGAAGGACAUGGGUCUGCACGACUUGUUCAGUCCUGACAGGGCCAAACUCCCAGGAAUCACCGCCGAGGGCCAGGACCUCUAUGUCUCUGAAGCCUUCCACAAGGCGUUUCUGGAGGUAAAUGAGGAAGGCAGUGAAGCAGCAGCGACUACUGGCAUAAUGUUCUCUGGACGUUCUUUGAACCCCAACAAGGUGACCUUCAAGGCCAACAGGCCCUUCCUGGUUCUUAUAAGGGAAGUUGCUCUCAACACUAUCAUCUUUAUGGGGAGAGUAGCCAACCCUUGUGUCAACUAAAAUAUUCUCACUCUUUGAGCCUCUUCCUAGUUUGGUUUGUGAACAGAAAUAAAGAUAAAUACAAGUGCGCCCAUCUCACAAUUAUGAAUGGACACAACCAGGUGAAAUAAAGACCAGGGAUGGAAAAGCA
Messenger RNA from Octodon degus (degu), 1695 nucleotides. It is a transcript of the gene Serpinc1, whose product is annotated as serpin family C member 1. Gene Ontology annotation, biological process: regulation of blood coagulation. Lineage: Eukaryota; Metazoa; Chordata; Mammalia; Rodentia; Octodontidae. Bases 186 to 1565 code for a protein of 459 amino acids. Gene Ontology annotation, molecular function: serine-type endopeptidase inhibitor activity. The transcript has 7 exons. The record is from RefSeq and is a predicted model, not a curated record.